AUGUCCACGCCCCGCCGCCGCCUGGUGACCACCGCCUCCCCGUCCCUCCGCUUCCUCGGCCUGCUCAAGCAACCCGAUGACGCACCCAGCGCCCACGGCGGCGUCCAGGAGCCGCUGGAGCUCGACGAGCGUGACGUCGUCUGGUCCUCCUCCAGCAGCGCGACCUCCUCGUCCUCGACCUCCGCGGCCUCCUCGCCGUCCCCGUCUGCCUCGUCCGCCAGCAGCCUCCGGAGGCCGAUAUCCACGUCGUCGCGCCACUUCCCCGCGGGCAGCAUGGGCCUGUCCGCGCUCCUCGCCGACGACCACCCCCUGCACGCGCCCACCACCGCGCCCGUCCCGGCCGUCGCGCGCCCAGAGAGACAACACGCCCCGCAGCCGUACCACCAGUCGGCGCCCGUCGCCGUGCCGGCCUGGCCGAAGGCCAUGACCGCGGCGGACAGGGACAGGCGCCGCCGGGAGGCGGAGAUGCAGGCCGCGGACUACGAGGACGACGACGACGGCGAGCCCGUGGUGCCGCCGCACGAGAUGGCCGCGCGGCGCGCCGCGGCGGCGGCGUCGGUGAUGGAAGGCGCCGGCCGCACGCUCAAGGGGCGCGACCUCCGGCGCGUGCGCAACGCCGUGUGGCGCACCACCGGCUUCCUCGACCUGUGA
Molecule: messenger RNA, 651 nt
Organism: Miscanthus lutarioriparius
Lineage: Eukaryota; Viridiplantae; Streptophyta; Magnoliopsida; Poales; Poaceae
Source: the annotation of a GenBank genome assembly